Terrapene triunguis (Three-toed box turtle) is the source of this 1479-nucleotide messenger RNA. It is a transcript of the gene IPPK, whose product is annotated as inositol-pentakisphosphate 2-kinase. Gene Ontology annotation, cellular component: nucleus. The coding region runs from base 1 to 1476 and encodes 491 amino acids. The record is from RefSeq and is a predicted model, not a curated record. Gene Ontology annotation, biological process: inositol phosphate biosynthetic process. Gene Ontology annotation, molecular function: ATP binding; inositol-1,3,4,5,6-pentakisphosphate 2-kinase activity. The transcript has 13 exons. Lineage: Eukaryota; Metazoa; Chordata; Testudines; Emydidae.
AUGGACGCAGAGAAGAUGGAUGAGAAUGAAUGGAAAUACCACGGGGAAGGGAACAAGAGCCUCGUCGUCUCCCAUAGCCAGCGUUGUGUGGUGCUGCGUUUUCUGAAGUUUUCCCCAAACCGCAAUAAGGCACCAGAGGAAAUCUUACGCCACCUGCAAAACAUAGUAGACUUCGGAAAACACGUCAUGAAACAGUUUUUUGGGGAGAAAUAUGUUCAUUAUGGGGAAGUUGUUCAGCUACCUUUGGACUUUGUAAAACAGCUUUGUUUAAAGAUCCAGUCUGAGAGGCCAGAGUCUCGCUGUGAUAAAGACUUGGACACUCUUAGUGGCUAUGCUAUGUGCCUUCCUAACCUCACCAGGCUGCAGACCUAUCAUUUUGUGGAACACCGGCCAAUCCUUUGUGUGGAGAUCAAGCCGAAAUGUGGGUUCAUUCCUUUCUCUAGCCAUGUUUCGCAGGAGAUAAAGCACAAGGUGUGUCGUUACUGCAUGCAUCAGCACCUAAAGGUAGCAAAUGGAAAAUGGAAGCGAUUGAGCAAAUACUGUCCCCUAGAUCUCUUCUCAGGAAAUAAACAGAGAAUGCACUUUGCCUUGAAAAGCUUAUUACAGGAGGCACAGAACAAUUUAAAAAUAUUUAAGAAUGGUGAACUAAUUUAUGGCUGUAAGGAUGAUCAGGACUCUCUCUCUGACUGGAAUGAACUUGCUCGUCACUUAAAACCAUUCUUCUUUCCUGCAAAUGGGAUGGUCAAUGGACCACAUUGUACAAGGACGAUUAUUAAAGAAUUAAUUCAUGUAAUAACAAUGACUCUACUUAGUAGUACUGAUGCCUGCAGGGCAGGUAACAUGAAGACGGUUCCCAUUUCACGAGGAAGGAGCUACUGUGAAGCAAGUGCUUUCAGUAAGGAGCUGGUAAGAAAUGGUAAAAAUAAAAUGGAGAGCUCUGGCUUACCAAGGGGCUGUCUCCUUUAUAAAACCCUUCAGGCUCAGAUGCUGGACAUGCUGGAUAUUGAGGGACUUUAUCCUUUGUACAAUAGAGUUGAACAAUACUUAGAAGAGUUUCCUGAGGAGAGAAGUACAUCACAGAUAGAUGGACCUUACAAUGAAGCAUUUUAUGAGAAACUUCUAGAUCUUUCAACUGAAGAUGAUGGAACAGAAGCAUUUGCAUUUACAAAGGUUCAGCAGUACAGAGUAGCAAUGACAGCUAAGGACUGCUCCAUCAUGAUUUCCCUUUCACCUUGUCUACAGGAUGAAUGCUCUGCUCAAAGGCCUGUCGUUCUGGCAUCCAAAUCCAGAUUCACCUUUUCAGUUUCUGUCCUGGACCUAGAUCUUAAGCCAUAUGAAAGCAUUCCACAUCAGUACAAACUUGAUGGCAAGAUAGUAAACUAUUAUUUGAAGAAUGUACAGGCCAAAGAUGAUCCAAUGAUGUCAAAUCUGUUCAAGGAGAAUGAAGACUGCACACUAGUUCUCCAUAAAGUGUAACUG